Molecule: messenger RNA, 3242 nt
Organism: Hemicordylus capensis (graceful crag lizard)
Lineage: Eukaryota; Metazoa; Chordata; Lepidosauria; Squamata; Cordylidae
Gene: INCENP
Product: inner centromere protein
Exons: 18
Coding region: 530-3103 (857 amino acids)
Biological process (GO): mitotic cytokinesis; meiotic spindle midzone assembly; positive regulation of protein serine/threonine kinase activity
Cellular component (GO): kinetochore; nucleus; midbody
Molecular function (GO): protein serine/threonine kinase activator activity
Source: RefSeq, a predicted model, not a curated record
UCCGCGUGGCUUUUACUCACUCUCGGGCUGCAAUCUUUCCUUACUUGACAGUAUGCGCCACUGAAUACAGUAAGACCAAGUAAACGCACGGAAUGCACUAGCAGCGUCCAAAACGGAGAUUGCGAACCAAACCUAACAUCAAGGAGAAGCGUUUCUGAUCUUUCUAGCUCUCCUGGAAUCACCAUUUCCCUUUGCCUUUUAACGCCCUUUCAAAGAACACCGGGGGGGGGGGCUGCGUAGCCCUCUGCCUUUGCCUUCUCUCCCUCUACCUAGCUGUUCUCUCGAUGACGCCCGUGACGCCUCAGCCAAUAGCAGGCAUAAUUUCUAAACAUUGCGCCUCUGAUUGGAGCGCGGGGAGAUGUCGAGAUGACGAUUUUUGAAAUCAGAGCGGGCGCCGCCGCUGCUUCGAUCAGCUCGGUGCGUUGCUGUGUGGCCGGUUCUUAACGUGCUUCGACAGAUCGCGCUGCGGCUGGACGAGCCGGACACCGUUUCGAGAGAGGCCGCUGUGGCGAGCCAGGCCAUCCUGAAGAUGUUGGACUUGUUAAACUUGGAAGUGCUCUGCAAGAAGAAAGUCUCUGAGUUCUUGCAGAAUGUGGACAACACAGACCUUGUGUGGCUGGAAGAAAUUAAAGUAGAGGCUUUCAAGAUGUUCAGUGGUAGUUCUGAUGGAGAACCAGAACUGAUGCCAAAAACACCAUCACAGAAGAAUCGCCGGAAAAAGAAGCGGCAUUCUUCUGCUAAGAGAUUCUCAAAAAGAUGUAGUAACCAGUCGCAGACUUCCAUACGCAGUUCCCAAAGACUUCGCAGUUCCCAAAGACUUCAGCGCAAAAAGGAUUUGGAAACUGGAAAGGCUGACAAAGACAAAGAGAACGUCUACCCUUAUCGUAUGACUAGAUCUCGGGUUGCCAUGUCUACCGGGCUGCCAAAUACUGCUCUUAAGAUCCCAACUAUUGACUUGGCCAGAGGGCAAAUACCACUGGUAGAGAUCAAUGCUGAUGAGAGACACAGUGCAGAACUGCAUAUGGAAAAAGCAGCACCUCAGACAGAGAAGGUUGCUUUUGCCUUUGUAUUGCCGCCUGAUGAAUCCCACAAUAAGAAAUCACAACCUUUGUCUAAAGCUUCUUUACUUGUGGUCCCAGACACCCCUGAAGCAAAAAUACCAAAAGACGGGCGGGAGGCAUGCAAGUUGAAAAUAGCAAAUGUAGCCAUUGCCAAGCCCACUGAAAAUGAAACUUUGGGCACUCCCAAGGAGAAAUUACCUGCUCCGCAACAAGAGAAGAGCCAGUCUCCCAAAAUGGAAGCAACUCACAACUUAAAUGAGAAUCCACAGACUCCCACAGCUCCAAAAGCAAGCUGUCAUUCUGUACGUCGAAGUCUAAUGGGCAGGAGCUCCAUGUCUACUCGAGCCUCCCUGAAUGAGAGAUGCUCACUGAGUUACCAAAGAGAAAGGAGGACUCUGAGAUCUAUCAGCAAGACUCAGUCGAAGAAGAAAAAAGUUCAGGAGUCACCGCCUGCUUCUGGGCAUGUGAACUGUGAAACUGCUACUGAUGAAAUAGAGGGUGAAGAAAUAAUUGGAUCUAGGCCAGUAUUGGAACCUGUUUCUCAUUCCCAAGAGAUUGAUGAAAACCCUCAGAUGUCCCUUCAUUCUUGCAAGACCAGCGUGCUAGCUAUCAAACCUGCAGAACAGCAGCAAGAAGAGAAAAGCAAAGAGGGCUGCUCUGAAAAGAGUGAUGAGGUUCCAAAACAACCACAGAGUGCCAGGAGAAAGCCAAGCUACAAGAGAGCUGUAAACGAGCUAGAUGAGGGACAGCAAACAGAAGAUGAGCUCUCUCCACCAAGAAAGAAGAUUUUCUCCCCUCAGUUUCCUUCCAGCAAGGUUGUCCGCCCUUUCAAGACAUUCUUACAUACAGUGCAGAAGAAUCAGAUGCUCAUGAUGACUCCUAGCUCUGUGAGCCGAAAUAGCACCAUAAAAUCAUUCCUGAAACAAAACACUCCCCUCCAAACCAACUCCAAGGAAAAGGAAAAACAACGGUUGGAGACUCUACGGAAAAAAGAGCAAGCUGAUCAACAAAGAAAACAGAAAUUAGAGGAAGAGAAAAAGCAGCGGUUGGAAGAGAUGCGACGGAAGCGGGAGGAGCGCCUCCGCAAAGUUCAGCAGUCUCGUGAGCGGGCAGAGCAGAUGGAAGAGGAGAAGAAAAGGCGGCUUGAAAAAAAGCUUGCACAGCAUGAAGAGAAGAAUGAGAAGGCACGAGAAGAAAAAAUGGCUGAAGAAAAGGUGAAAAAGAAGGUAGCUGCCAAGAAGAAGGAAGAACUUGAAGUCCGGCGAAAACAAGAAGAGGAAGCCUCUAAACAGAAGGCUCUGCAGCUGGAGCUGGAAGAGCGUCGACACAAGGAGCUGCUGCAGAAGAAGAAGGAGGAGGAGGAACAUGAGAGAGCCAGGAAGAUUGCAGAGCAGCGCCAGGCGGAGCUGGAGAGGGAGAAAAAGCAAGCUGCUGAGAGAGAACUGGAGAAGAAGAGAGAACAAGAAAAACUCCAGGCACAGCGGGAGCAUGAACGGCAAGAAAGAGAGAAGGCUGCUCGCUUGCAGAAAGAGCUAAUGGCAGCUAAAGAAAAGCUCAGAAAAGAGAUGGAAGAAAAAGCGAAGAGAUUGCAGGAGCAGCAGGAGCAAGAAGAGCAGCCGCAGAAGGCCACUCUGUCUCAGUCGCUAAAGGUUGCUAGUAAACUAAAUGUGACAGUGGACAUAGAGAACUCACCUGCCUGUGAGUCGUACCAGAUGACACCACAGGGUGCAAAACAUCCUAAGGUUGACUUGAAUAAUUACGGGAUGGAUUUGAACAGUGACGAUUCAACAGAUGAUGAGAGUCAGCCCCGCAAGCCCAUCCCAGCUUGGGCUACUGGAAAUCAACUAAGCCAAGCCAUCAUACAACAAUAUUACAAGCCACCUGACACAAAUGCACUUUUUGGAGUUGUGAAGAGCCCCAAACUGGAAGAAAUUUUCAAUAAGAGCAAGCCACGUUACUUCAAGCGUACUAGUUCGGCUGUGUGGAACUCUCCGCCAUUCCCAAGUGGCAAAUCCAUACCAUAUUCUCUCAAGGGAUGCUGAAGAGGUCUUUAGAGUGACACUGUGUAUGUGUGUGUGUUAGUAUUUUUGUGCAGGGGGGAGAUACUGCUUUUAAACUGUUCUUAACCUUAUGUAUAAAUGUUCCUUAUGAAUAAAUGUUAUGCUUUCUUGGAGCUCUUAA